This is a messenger RNA of Helobdella robusta, 618 nucleotides long. RefSeq lists its product as hypothetical. Bases 1 to 618 code for a protein of 205 amino acids. The transcript is spliced from 3 exons. NCBI's taxonomy places the organism in Eukaryota, Metazoa, Annelida, Clitellata, Rhynchobdellida, Glossiphoniidae. The record is from RefSeq and is a predicted model, not a curated record.
AUGUUGGGGUGGAGUGAUGAUUACAUAACGGGAUUCAAGGAGAGAGAGAAAAAAGAGAAGUUGAGUUUAUAUAAAAAGUUUGCAGAGGAUAAUCUGGACAAAUAUGAAGUGCCAGCAGAAGAGUUUCAAAAACUUGUUGAAUUGCUUGCCUUAGGCACGGAUCUCAUGCCAGAUGAGGAGCCGUUGAUGCUGCUCACCUCGGUUACCACGGACCAACUGCACAACUUAAUGAUGGACCAACAAAAUUUCUUUUUUACAAAGAUUGUGGAGAAUAUCCCAAAAAAUUAUGUAUCAAAAUUGCACCUCGAUUCUGACGGCGUUGAUGGGAUCAUCAAUCACACAGAUUAUUUUCCUCUCUGCUAUCGUGUUCAAAAAAAUUAUUUCCUACCAUAUCGCAUAGGUGAGUUCUUGGAUAAAAUCUGCCCGAUAUGUCGGGAAGAUUUCAUAGAACGAUCUUUCGUGGUCACACUUUUCAUAUACGAAAUUGCUGAGUUCAGGAGAGUCAUGUAUGAUUACCAUACUCUUGUCGACAAGAGGGUUGCUGCCAGAGGACAACUCAAUAUAGAUACGCAUCACACAGUAUGGAAUCUCAAUGUUGAUCGGCGUCAGAGGCCAUAA